Molecule: messenger RNA, 1083 nt
Organism: Schistocerca gregaria
Lineage: Eukaryota; Metazoa; Arthropoda; Insecta; Orthoptera; Acrididae
Exons: 2
Coding region: 1-1083 (360 amino acids)
Source: RefSeq, a predicted model, not a curated record
AUGGCUGGAAUGAAAUAUGAGCAACCAGAUCCAUUUGGAGGACACACUGCUUUCAGGAGUGACAUCUGCUCCAAAACCAGGGGGCUCGUCUCCGCCGGCGUCGUCUCCGCCGGCGUCGUCUCCGCCGGCGUCGUCUCCGCCGGCGUCGUCUCCGCCGGCGUCGUCUCCGCCGGCGUCGUCUCCGCCGGCGUCGUCUCCGCCGGCGUCGUCUCCGCCGGCGUCGUCUCCGCCGGCGUCGUCUCCGCCGGCGUCGUCUCCGCCGGCGUCGUCUCCGCCGGCGUCGUCUCCGCCGGCGUCGUCUCCGCCGGCGUCGUCUCCGCCGGCGUCGUCUCCGCCGGCGUCGUCUCCGCCGGCGUCGUCUCCGCCGGCGUCGUCUCCGCCGGCGUCGUCUCCGCCGGCGUCGUCUCCGCCGGCGUCGUCUCCGCCGGCGUCGUCUCCGCCGGCGUCGUCUCCGCCGGCGUCGUCUCCGCCGGCGUCGUCUCCGCCGGCGUCGUCUCCGCCGGCGUCGUCUCCGCCGGCGUCGUCUCCGCCGGCGUCGUCUCCGCCGGCGUCGUCUCCGCCGGCGUCGUCUCCGCCGGCGUCGUCUCCGCCGGCGUCGUCUCCGCCGGCGUCGUCUCCGCCGGCGUCGUCUCCGCCGGCGUCGUCUCCGCCGGCGUCGUCUCCGCCGGCGUCGUCUCCGCCGGCGUCGUCUCCGCCGGCGUCGUCUCCGCCGGCGUCGUCUCCGCCGGCGUCGUCUCCGCCGGCGUCGUCUCCGCCGGCGUCGUCUCCGCCGGCGUCGUCUCCGCCGGCGUCGUCUCCGCCGGCGUCGUCUCCGCCGGCGUCGUCUCCGCCGGCGUCGUCUCCGCCGGCGUCGUCUCCGCCGGCGUCGUCUCCGCCGGCGUCGUCUCCGCCGGCGUCGUCUCCGCCGGCGUCGUCUCCGCCGGCGUCGUCUCCGCCGGCGUCGUCUCCGCCGGCGUCGUCUCCGCCGGCGUCGUCUCCGCCGGCGUCGUCUCCGCCGGCGUUCCUUCAGAGGAACUCUCCCAGCCCUCUAAGCCAAAGGACAGACGCGAGAAGGACCGGAACGUGUCCGCCUGCUGUCAAUAG